This is a messenger RNA of Plasmodium malariae, 1152 nucleotides long. Its product is annotated as V-type proton ATPase subunit C, putative. Gene Ontology annotation, molecular function: proton-transporting ATPase activity, rotational mechanism. The record is from RefSeq and is a predicted model, not a curated record. Gene Ontology annotation, cellular component: vacuolar proton-transporting V-type ATPase, V1 domain. The coding region runs from base 1 to 1152 and encodes 383 amino acids. Lineage: Eukaryota; Apicomplexa; Aconoidasida; Haemosporida; Plasmodiidae. The transcript has a single exon. Gene Ontology annotation, biological process: proton transmembrane transport.
AUGAGUGAAGUACCCAUGUGCUUGUUUAUUGCCUGCUCAACGAGAGAUAACACAAGUCGAGAGUACAUAUACACGAUUUUAAAAAAUAGGUUAUUAGGUAGUCAUGUAUGUAUAGAUACGAAUAUAUUAGAUGUUCCAACGAAUUUAAAAUUUUGUUCAUUUGAUGAUUUAUUAAAAUGUGCAGAUGAUUUACAAAAAUACGAUACAUAUACAUAUGGUUGUUUGAAAAAAAUAGAAAAAAUCGCAAAAGAAUAUGAUGAAAAUAUAGAAUUAAAAAUAAUUUAUCAACGUCAACAUAUUAAUAUUGAUCAAUAUAUUAGAAGAUUUAGUUGGGAUGAUGCAAAGUACCCAAGGAAUAGAUCCCUUACAGAUACAAUUGAUAUUAUGAUAAAUAAUAUAACAAAAUUAUCAGAUGAAAUUCAAAUAAAGUCUAGUAUGCUUAAUGAUCUAAAGGAAAAAAAAAAAAAAGAAGUACCAACAAAUAGUGUAAAUAAUUUUUUUUUAAGAAAUUUAAAUGAAAUAUUAACACCACAAACUGUGAGCCAAUCUGAUUUUAUUGAAACAGAAUAUUUAACAACUCUUAUUGCAUAUAUUCCGAAAAAUUUAGAAGAUGAAUGGUUAAAUAAUUAUGAGAAAUUUUCAGACUAUGUUGUUCCAAGGUCUACUGAGCAAUUUAAAAAUUUAAUAGACAAAGAUGGAAAUACAUUAUGGAAAGUUUACGUUUUUAAAAAAUUUGCAGAAAAUUUUAAAGAAGCAGCUAAAGGAAAAAAAUUUAUUGUCAAAUCUUUUAAGUAUGACGAAAAACAUUAUAAUGAUAUUAUGGAAUCAAGAACAAAAGUAGAAGCAGAAAUUAUAAGACAAGAAUCAUUUUUAAGAAGAAUGUGUUUAGCUGCUUUUUCUGAUAUAUUUAUUGCCUUUAUUCAUAUUAACAUUUUAAGAGUAUUCUGUGAAUCAGUCCUUAGGUUUGGUGUACCCCCAAAUUUUGCAUCCUUUAGUAUUAGAAUAAACGGGGAGAGUAAAGAAAAAAAAGUUCGAAAAAAAUUAUAUGAUAUAUUUUCUAGCACCGAUUCAAUAGGCAAAAACUACAUCAAGAGAUCCGAUGAUAACGAUGAAGAGAUUUAUCCCUAUGUUUCCGUCUCGUUUAAGAUUUGA